AUGGGAUCCGCAAGCGGCGAUGAAGAGGUUUUCACGCUUGCAUUGAAAAAGUUUUUGGAUAUAGGAAUGGUGUCUGCUGGUAUAGGAUUGGUGUCUAUUGGUAUAGACUCUGGUACUAACCUUGCGGUGCCUAUUGGUAUAGCUUCUGGUACUUACCUUGCGGUGUCUGCUGGUAUAGACUUGGUGUCUGCUGGUAUAGUUUUGGUGUCUAUUGGUAUAGACUCUGGUACUGACCUUGCGGUGUCUGCUGGUAUAGGAUCUGGUACUUACCUUGCGGUGUCUGCUGGUAUAGACUGUAAGUGGAUCUUUUAUGCUAUAUAA
Messenger RNA from Fusarium coffeatum, 321 nucleotides. RefSeq lists its product as uncharacterized. The transcript is spliced from 10 exons. Lineage: Eukaryota; Fungi; Ascomycota; Sordariomycetes; Hypocreales; Nectriaceae. The record is from RefSeq and is a predicted model, not a curated record. The coding region runs from base 1 to 321 and encodes 106 amino acids.